GGCGGCGGCGAGGCCCUUUAGCUCGCCGCCAUUUUGAGCAGCGGGCUCUGAGCAGCAGCAGCGGCAGCCGGCGCAUCUCUUUUUCUCCGCCUUCCCCACCACCACCACCAUGUCGCGGGAUCGGUUCCGUAGCCGAGGCGGCGGCGGAGGGGGCUUCCAUCGGCGCGGCGGCGGCGGCGGCCGCGGCGGCCCCAACCACGAUUUCCGCUCUCCGCCGCCCGGCAUGGGCAUGGGCCAGAACCGCGGGCCUAUGGGGGGCGGCCCGCAGGGUCCAGGCGGCCCUCCGGGCGGGGGCCCGAAGUCUGAACCGCCGAAGCCUCCAGCGUCGACCUCCGCUCCGCCGUCCUCGUCCUCUUCAUCCUCCGCCACCACAGCGGGCCCCGCCGGCAGCCAGUCCGGCCCCGGGGCGCCUCCUCCGUCCGCCCUGCCCGCGGGGCAGCCGCCGCAGCAGCAGGCCCAGGGCUCCGCGCCCUCCUCCGCUCCCUCCGGCCCCGGGGGGCAGCAGCAGCCGCAGCCCAAGCCGAGCCCCAGCCCCACCCCGGCCGGCGGCCCUAAGAAAGGACAAGGACAGUCGCCCGGCGGCGGGCCCAAGGGGCCGGGCGGGCCGCAGCAGGGGCCGGGCGGGCCUCACAAGGGCGGGCCGGGCCACCGCGGCGGGCCGGGCGGGGAACCGCGGGGCCGCGGGCAGCAGCACCAGGGACAGCAGAGCCUCUCCUCGCAGCAGGGCCCGGCCGGCGGCGACAAGCUUUCGGACGAGGGAUUUAAGGCAAACCUCUCACUGCUGAGGAGGCCCGGGGAGAAGACUUACACUCAGCGGUGCCGUUUGUUUGUUGGCAAUUUGCCUGCCGAUAUAACAGAUGAAGACUUUAAAAGAUUGUUUGCCAAAUAUGGGGAGCCGGGAGAGGUUUUUAUCAACAAAGGAAAAGGCUUUGGAUUCAUUAAGUUGGAAUCUAGAGCUCUGGCAGAAAUCGCAAAGGCAGAACUGGACGACACCCCCAUGCGGGGCCGACAGCUCCGCGUUCGGUUUGCCACGCACGCUGCCGCUCUGUCAGUGCGUAACCUUUCGCCUUACGUGUCCAACGAGUUACUGGAGGAGGCUUUCUCCCAAUUCGGUCCAGUGGAGAGAGCUGUUGUGAUUGUAGAUGAUCGAGGUAGAUCAACGGGAAAAGGCAUUGUUGAAUUUGCAUCAAAGCCAGCUGCCAGAAAAGCGUUUGAGCGGUGUACUGAGGGAGUGUUCUUGUUGACAACUACUCCUAGGCCAGUUAUUGUGGAACCACUGGAGCAACUGGAUGAUGAAGAUGGUCUUCCAGAAAAACUUGCUCAGAAGAACCCGAUGUAUCAAAAGGAAAGAGAGACUCCUCCCCGCUUUGCUCAGCCUGGCAGUUUUGAGUUUGAGUAUUCCCAGAGAUGGAAAUCUUUAGACGAAAUGGAAAAACAGCAGAGAGAACAAGUGGCAAAAAACAUGAAAGAUGCCAAGGACAAACUUGAAAGUGAGAUGGAAGAUGCUUAUCAUGAGCAUCAGGCAAACCUCUUGCGUCAAGACCUUAUGAGGCGUCAGGAGGAACUGAGGCGUAUGGAAGAGCUCCAUAAUCAAGAAAUGCAGAAACGCAAGGAAAUUCAGCUCAGGCAGGAGGAGGAGCGCCGCAGACGGGAGGAGGAAAUGAUGAUCCGCCAGCGAGAGAUGGAGGAACAAAUGAGAAGACAGAGGGAAGAGAAUUAUAGUAGAAUGGGUUAUAUGGAUCCCAGGGAGAGAGACAUGAGAAUGGGUGGUGCCACCACAAUGAACAUGGGAGAUCCUUAUGCUUCUGCAGCCCAGAAAUUUCCACCUCUCGGAGGUGGUGGCGGCAUAGGUUAUGAAGCUAAUCCAGGAGUUGGCCAAGCAGCCAUGAGUGGUUCUAUGAUGGGAAGUGACAUGCGUCCUGAACGCUUUGGGCAGGGAGGUGCGGGGCCUGUGGGUGGCCAGGGUCCUAGAGGAAUGGGGCCUGGAACACCAACAGGAUAUGGUAGAGGGAGAGAAGAAUACGAAGGCCCAAACAAAAAGCCCCGAUUUUAGAUGUGACCUGUAGUUUCAUUCCAGUUUGUUUUGUCUGUCUUGUUUAGACACCAACUUUUUAAUUCUUGCAUUUUAGUAAGAAAGCUACGUUUUUAUGGAUGUUAGAAACUUACUGACCUAAUAUUUGUAAGUGGUCUGUUUGGGCAAGUACAACUUAAUUAUGUAAUGCAGUGUUUCAAAACAAGUUUAGCUGUUUUUUUGAUGUAUAACGUCCCUAACUUGAUGGCAGUGUACAUUGUGCCACUGAAUUCCCAAAGUGUACCAACUUUUUUUUACUGUGCUUCAAAUAAAUAGAAAACUAAAUGUAGUAACUUCUCUUGCCAUUCAUGGUUAAAUUAAGAGGCUAAGUACCACACCUUCGGCAGUAAACUGAGAGUCUUGCCAUAGAGAUUUAACUAGACCAGGGUGUGGAACUGUAGUGAAGAGUUGAGAUCUCUUCCUGCAAUGCCUCUAGCUUAAGACUGGGACAAGUAGUAGCUUAACUGCCCAGUAGGCGCAGAUUUUUGAACAUUGUGCUGCAAUGAGAAAGAAAAUGAAAAUCUUGCAGAUGCUGUAAGAUAACGGUAAUGAAAGCUACGCUGCAAGUAAUGCAGUAUGUAAAGAAUUUCAUAUCUUAGCUAUGGAUGAUGGGUGGUGGGAUGGUUGCGCUUACCACCUUGGCAGUUACUGCUUGAUACCUUCUAAAGACUUUAAGCAGAAGACUAGCAAUGGUUAUUUUAAAAUAAAUCCAUAGAAAGA
Numida meleagris (helmeted guineafowl) is the source of this 2791-nucleotide messenger RNA. It is a transcript of the gene SFPQ, whose product is annotated as splicing factor proline and glutamine rich. The coding region runs from base 110 to 2053 and encodes 647 amino acids. Gene Ontology annotation, molecular function: RNA binding. The transcript has 10 exons. Gene Ontology annotation, cellular component: nucleus. Gene Ontology annotation, biological process: regulation of DNA-templated transcription. The record is from RefSeq and is a predicted model, not a curated record. Lineage: Eukaryota; Metazoa; Chordata; Aves; Galliformes; Numididae.